Spinacia oleracea (spinach) is the source of this 1493-nucleotide messenger RNA. RefSeq lists its product as uncharacterized. Gene Ontology annotation, molecular function: protein binding. Lineage: Eukaryota; Viridiplantae; Streptophyta; Magnoliopsida; Caryophyllales; Amaranthaceae. The record is from RefSeq and is a predicted model, not a curated record. The transcript has 6 exons. Bases 141 to 1151 code for a protein of 336 amino acids.
CGAGCUUAGGGUUAGUUAUACAAUUAUAUAUACCCAAAACGACCCAUGUCCCCACCAGACUCCAGAAUAUCCAAACUCUGAAUUGAAGCAACUUCCAAUUGAAAGACGUAAAAGACAGUUCGACCUUCAAAACGGCAAUAAUGCAAGGGAAUUUCCCACCUUCAAAAUGGAAUAAACCCAUUUUUGAUGAUGUCAAUGUUGUGCGACUAGUGAGAGAAGAAUCGCCUGAACAUUGCAUUUUGAAAAUUGAUUCUUUCUCUAAGGCCCAAGAUGCACUCUUUGAAUCUGGCAACAAUCACUUUAAAUCAACAGAAUUUAAGGCAGGGUCCUAUACUUGGGUGUUUUCGGUAUAUCCCAAAGGAAAUAAGGAAGCAGGUGGAGCUGAUCACCUGUCUCUCUAUGUAACAUUAGUUGACAAACUCGACUUUGGCAGCUUUGUCAACGCAGCUCUUCGAUUUUUCAUUUAUGAUAAGAAUAGGGACAACUACUUGACCAUUCUAGACAUAAGAGACAAACGCUUUCACACACUGAAGAGUACAUUUGGAAUUCCAAAAUUUCUCCCUCUUAGUUCUUUCACUGAUGCUUCUAAUGGAUUUUUAGUUGAUGAUUGCUGUGCAUUUGGUGUGGAGGUUCUUGUCAGGAGCGGCCAGCAGGUUAAAGGGUCUGUUGUGUCAGGUUUGGAGGCUAAGCAGGUCAAAGGAUCAAUUGUGUCAAGUUUGGAGGAUAAAUGUGACAGGACCUACACUUGGAGAAUCGAACAUUUUUCCAAUUUGAAGAAUCCAUCAUAUUCUCCUGAAUUCUGUCUUGGUGAAUGGUCUUGGAGAUUGUCUCUAUAUCCGCGAGGUAAUCCUAAGCAAGAACGAAAGGAGCUUUCAUUGUAUCUUUCGUUGUAUCUUGAGCUCGUCAAUGCAAAAAACCUGACACAAGGAAGCAAGCUGUUAACUGAAUUCCAGCUGUGUCUAAAGAAUCAAGGCAAAGGAGAGGACCUUUUGAAAGAUACCAGUUGCGGUUUCUGUUCAGAAAAGAAGGAUUGGGGAUAUGACUGCUUCCUUCCGAUCAGUGAUCUUCAUAGUGUAUCAAAAAGCUUUUUAGUAGGUGACACUUUAAUUAUGGAAGUAUUGGUGAAAGAUAUGAAGAAAUCUUAUUGGUGAAAGAUAUGAAGAAAUCUUCAACGGUUAAAGUGGUAUAGCGGCUAACCUAAAUUUCAACUCGAAUCUACUAGCUUAGUGAGGCGUGCCAAAAUUGUUUUACUGUUGACGUUUAAUUAAGAACUGGAAGUCUCAUAGUCAUAGUGCAUGUCAAAAUUAUCAGAAAUAAGGAAUAGAACAAUUGAGGCCUAGCUUGAGCCUUGAGGUUACAAUAUUCCUUUGUACAAAUGGUUUUAAUAUUAGAUGAAAUUUUCGAGACUUUUUUCAUUGAAUAUCAGGAUAUGAACACCUGAAGGAUGUACGUUUUUGCUGUUCUGUUAAUGUGACUGUGGUCUAGAUUUUUCA